This is a messenger RNA of Megalops cyprinoides (Indo-Pacific tarpon), 6073 nucleotides long. RefSeq names its product kinesin family member 13A (gene kif13a). Gene Ontology annotation, molecular function: microtubule motor activity; microtubule binding; ATP binding. Gene Ontology annotation, cellular component: adherens junction. Gene Ontology annotation, biological process: regulation of protein localization; microtubule-based movement. The record is from RefSeq and is a predicted model, not a curated record. NCBI's taxonomy places the organism in Eukaryota, Metazoa, Chordata, Actinopteri, Elopiformes, Megalopidae. Bases 41 to 5836 code for a protein of 1931 amino acids. The transcript is spliced from 38 exons.
ACAGCCUAAGGUGUUUGCCUUUGACCACUGCUUCUGGUCGAUGGAUGAGUCCAACCUCACAAAAUAUGCAGGCCAGGAAGUUGUGUUCAAAUGCCUUGGAGAGGGAAUACUUGAGAACGCGUUUCAAGGGUACAAUGCCUGCAUCUUCGCCUAUGGACAGACAGGUUCUGGGAAGUCCUUUUCAAUGAUGGGGAAUGGAGACCAACCGGGCCUCAUCCCGCGGCUCUGCUGCUCCCUGUUUGAGAGGGUCUCUAAGGAGGACAACGAGACCCACUCCUUCAAGGUGGAGGUGUCCUACAUGGAGAUCUACAAUGAGAAAGUCCGAGAUCUCCUGGACCCCAAAGGGAGCCGACAGUCCCUGAAAGUCCGGGAGCACAAGGUUCUUGGCCCGUACGUGGAUGGGUUGUCCCAGCUGGCUGUCACAAGCUUUGAGGAUAUCGAGUCAUUAAUGUCAGAGGGGAACAAAUCUCGGACGGUCGCUGCCACCAACAUGAACGAGGAGAGCAGCCGCUCCCACGCUGUCUUCAGCAUUAUCAUCACCCAGACCCUCUAUGACUUGCAGUCCGGGAACUCCGGCGAGAAGGUGAGCAAGGUAAGCCUUGUGGACCUGGCAGGCAGUGAACGGGUGUCCAAAACGGGCGCUGCAGGCGAGAGGCUUAAAGAGGGAAGCAACAUCAACAAGUCCCUGACCACCCUGGGCUGUGUCAUCUCUGCACUUGCUGAUCAGUCUGCUGGGAAGGGGAAGACCAAGUUUGUGCCUUACAGAGAUUCUGUGCUCACCUGGCUGCUCAAGGACAACCUUGGGGGGAACAGUAAGACAGCCAUGAUCGCCACAGUCAGCCCAGCUGCAGACAACUACGAGGAGACAUUGUCAACGCUCCGCUACGCCGACCGAGCCAAGAGGAUCGUCAACCACGCGGUGGUGAACGAGGACCCCAACGCCCGCAUCAUUCGAGAGCUGCGGGAGGAGGUGGAGAAGCUGAAGGAGCAGCUGUCCCAGGCAGAGUCUCUGAAGGCCCCAGAGCUUCAGGAGAAGCUGCAGGAGUCAGAGAAGCUGAUCCAGGAGAUGACGGUCACCUGGGAGGAGAAGCUGAGGAAGACGGAGGAGAUUGCACAGGAGCGUCAGAAACAGCUGGAGAGUAUGGGCAUUUCCUUGGAGUCAUCAGGGAUAAAGGUUGGGGAGGACAAGUGUUUCCUUGUCAACCUGAAUGCUGACCCAGCCCUCAAUGAGCUGCUGGUGUACUACCUUAAGGAGCACACGCGUGUGGGGGCCAACACAUCUCAGGACAUCCAGCUGUUUGGGAUCGGGAUCCAGCCGGAGCACUGCUUGAUUGAGAUUGCCCAGGACGGAGAUGUCACUCUGACUCCUAUAGAGAACGCCAGAACCUGUGUGAAUGGUACCAUGAUCCACUCCAUGGUCCACCUCUGGCACGGUGAUCGUAUCCUGUGGGGCAAUAACCAUUUUUUCAGGAUCAACCUGCCAAAGCGGAAGAGGCGGGACCGUUUGAAGGAGACGGACAGGGAGUCUCCGAGGGAAAGCUUUGUGGAGCCGGAUGUGGAGACAGCCAGCGAGGCCUCGUCUGAGCAGGACUACAGCUAUGAGUUUGCCCAGAUGGAGGUGAUGAUGAAGACUCUGGGGAGCAAUGACCCCAUGCAGAAUGUAGUCCAGGUGCUGGAGAAACAGUACCUGGAGGAGAAGCGCACCGCCCUGGAAGAGCAGCGCGUGAUGUACGAGCGGGAGCUGGAGUCGCUACGGCAACAGCUGUCCCCAGAACGGCCGCACCCCCACCACCGCUGCAGCGCAGAUCGCCUGUCCUUCCCCACGCACCCCUCCCACAGCAAGCUCCGCCUCUGGUCUGAGGAAAGGGACGAGCUUUUUCGCCAGAGCUUGUCUCGGCUCAGGGAGCAGGUCGUCAAAGCCAACACUUUGGUGCGAGAGGCCAACUUCCUUGCGGAGGAGAUGAGCAAGCUGACAGACUACCAGGUCACUCUGCAGAUCCCCGCUGCCAACCUCAGCGCCAACCGCAAGCGUGGGGCCAUUGUGAGCGAGCCGGCCAUCCAGGUGCGUCGGAAAGGGAAGGGAACGCAGGUCUGGACCAUCGAGAAGCUGGAGAACAAGCUGGUGGACAUGAGAGAGCAUUACCGGGACUGGAAGGAGGGGACGGAAGAAGUGAAUAACAAGCUGAACAACAAGCGUGGCGACCCCUUCUAUGAGGCACAAGAGAACCAUAACCUCAUUGGUGUGGCCAACGUUUUCCUGGAGUGCCUCUUCCACGAUGUCAAGCUGCAGUAUGCUGUUCCCAUCAUCAGCCAGCAGGGGGAGGUGGCGGGCCGGCUGCAUGUGGAGCUGAUGCGGGUGAGCGGGGCGGUCCCGGAGCGACUGGUCGGGGGGGACGACUCCUCUGAGAACUCGAGUGAAAGCAGCAGCUACGAGGUCAUGGACACCAACGGGGAGAUUGUCCACAUCGCCAAAAAGCUCACCUGCAGGGUGCGGAUCAGAGAGGCUACUGGGCUGCCCCUGAACCUGUCUAACUUCGUCUUCUGUCAGUACACCUUCUGGGACCAGGCGGAGCCCACCGUGGCUCCACCCAUGGUCAACCCAGACACGCCCUCCCCACACACCCCUGACGCACAAUUUACUGUCAGAUUUGACCACUGCAAGGACUUUGUUGUCCAUGUGACGGAAGAGUUCCUGGAGUUUAUUUCAGAGGGAGCUCUGGCCAUCGAGGUGUGGGGGCACCGCUGCGCAGGGAACGGACGCUCUCUGUGGGAGCCAGACGCCCUGCAGGCCAAGACACGCACACUCCGAGACCGGUGGAGUGAGGUGUCCAGGAGGAUUGAGCUGUGGGCCUCCAUCCAGGAGCUGAAUGAGCAGGGGGAGUACUCUGCUGUAGAGCUGCACCCCAGCAAGGAUGUGAGCACUGGUGGGGUUUUCCAGCUACGACAGGGUCACUCCCGGAGGCUGCAGGUUUGUGUGAAGCCGGUCCAGCACUCCGGCACUCUGCCUCUGCUGGUAGAAGCCGUGCUGUCCGUCUCCAUUGGCUGUGUGUCGGCCCGCUCCACCAAGCUGCAGAGACCGCUCGACAGUUACCAGAGGGAGGAGGAUGACGAUAUGGAUAGUUAUCAGGAGGAGGACCUGAACUGCGUGCGGGAACGCUGGUCUGAGGCCCUGGUCAAACGCAGGGAGUAUCUGGAUGAGCAGAUCAAGAAAAUCAUGCACAAGCAAGAGAAGUCAGAGGAGGAUGUGGAGCGGGAGGCGCGGCUGGUGGAGCAGUGGGUGGGUCUGACAGAGGAGAGGAACGCUGUGCUGGUGCCAGCGCCUGGCAGCUGCAUCCCUGGUGCCCCUGCACACUGGGUGCCCUCUCCUGGAAUGGAGGCUCAUAUCCCUGUUCUCUUCCUGGACCUGAAUGCAGACAACCUGACUGUCAGUGAACAGAUCACUGGACCCCAUGCUGCUGGGGUCAACUCCAUCCUGCCCAAAGAGCAUGGCAGCCAGUUCUUCUACCUGCCCAUCAUCCGGCACAGCGACGACGAGGUGCUGGUUGUGUGCUCCUGGGACUCCUCUAUCCAUGACUCGGUCCAUCUGAACCGGGUCACCUCGCCCAAUGAACGCAUCUACCUUAUAAUCAAGGUGACUGUCCAGCUCAGCCACCCAGCCUCUAUGGAGCUGGUCCUCCGCAAGAGGAUUGCAGUCAACAUCUACAACAAGCAGAGUUUCACCCAGAGCCUAAAGAGACGGAUGUCACUGAAGAACAUGCUCUACUCCUGUGGAGUCACGUAUGAGAUUGUGUCCAACAUACCAAAGGCGUCAGAGGAGCCUGAGGAACGGGAGACCCUGGCGCUCAUGGCGGCCCGGGGUGAGAGCGAGGGGUCCCAGGACGGAGAGACCUACAUUGAGAAGUACACCAGGGGGGUGCUGGAGGUGGAGAACAUUCUGAGUCUGGAGAGACUGCGACAGGCGGUAACGGUGAAGGAGGCCCUCUCCGCCAAAGGAAGACACAUCCGGAGGAGCAUCAGCACCCCCAAUGUCCAGCACGCAUCAUGUAGCAAAAGUGACUUAACAGGAUGUGAAGAUGAGGAUUUCAAGCAGGGCCAUUCUGAGAGUCAGCCAGACAUCGCCGACUGCAGUUUCCAAGAUGCCCCACUGUCUGCCACGCUGCCCAGAGAUUCGCCCCUCAAGAACAAAGAGUGCCCUGGGUUGGUGCCAGAGAGCCCCACAUUCUUCAACUCCAGCCCCUUCAAGGCCCUGUCCCCCCAGCCCCCCAAGUUCCUCAAGGCCUUGAUGCCAGUGAAAGAGGAGAGCAAGAGCAAGCGAACGCUGGAGGCCCGACCGCUGCUGGGGCAAGAGCAGAGCAUGCGCCCGUUUGUGGAACGCGCUGCGCUGGCCCCUCACUGCCCCUGGCGACGCCCGCGGGCAGGAAGUGAGGGCCACAGCGGCAGCGGCGCCAGGCAGCUCAGUCUAGGCUCAGAGCUCAGGCACACAAACCGGCACGCCGCUGACUCUGAGGAAGAAGAGACUGACGUAGACACGCCCCCGAGUCAACCGAGCAUGCUGGGAAUGGGCCUGGUCUCACAGGAGUUCCACAACCUCCAGCCUUACAUUCCAGAAGACUUUGCCAACUUUGAGGUGUACAACGCCAGCCUGGAGAGCCGGGAGAUUGGCCAGAGUGGGAGGGCGGAACUGGUGGUGGGCGGGGCUAUGUCCGGGGGGCGGGGCUGUGAGAAGGAGGUGUCUCGGAGCCCAACGGCCAGCAGCUGCACCAGCGGAUACUUCUCCCACAGCGCCUCCAACGCCACGCUGUCAGACGUCCUGUUCACCGGCAGCGACAGCUCGGACCAGCUGAGCACCAACAGCCGCGACCCCGCCGACCUCCACGAGUUCCCCUGCACCGUGGGAAGGGGAGGCUCCCUCCAAACCAAAAGUGCCUUAGGGGGUGACUCGCCGCUGCCCGCACACAUUAGCCCCUGCGGGACCCCCACGCCGCCUCCCCUUUCCUCGGGCUGCAGCUUGAACUGCUCAGACAGCGACGUCCCCAAAGAGGGACAGUCCCCCUCUUCCUUGCCCAGGGAAUGUGCCCUCAGUGUCAGCCAGGAGUUCACAGACUUCAAGGGUGCUGAUGACGGAAUCGAUGAGGGGGACCUGGGCCACUGCGAGCAGGAGGGGUGGCAGCCUGUGGGAACGUGCCGAUUCUCAGGUCAGGGUGAGCAGGAAGCAGGCCAUCACGUCUCUGUCCCACCGCAGACAUGCCACAUGCACAACGGCAAAGUUCCGGUCCUUUCCUCCCUUGAUCACCCGCCGACUUCCCAACAUGCAUCAGGAGAAUCGCAGCGCCCAGAAAAUUCCCUGCCACAUACCCAGCUGCACCCAUCCCUGGGUGGGCCAGACCGGGCUGCCAGCCCUCAUCGCCCCGCAGACUCCUCCAGCGGGGACGAGGGCACGCCAGUGGCCCAGCUGCCAGACUGGAUGGCCCCGGGGGAGCAGGUGUGGGUGGGAGACAAGUGCGGGACCGUGCACUACGUGGGUGGAGUUGAGUUUGCUGAGGGGAUCUGGGUGGGAGUGGAACUGGAUCUUCCAGCUGGCAAACACAACGGCACCGUUCAGGGACGGGUGUACUUCCGCUGCGCGGAUGGCCACGGCGUCUUCGUCAAACCGUCGCGUCUCUCCAGAGAGGCUCCACCUUCCAGCAAAGGUCCCCAUCCCCACAGCGCCCCCGCGCAGUCUUCCAGGGACCAUGCGAGUCAAAGGGGUUCCACCCUCCCGCAGGGGAAGAGGGAGGAGAGGAGCAGGGUGCAGCGGCGGGGGUCCCAGGAGCACCAGCGAUCCUGGAACAGCUGAGCAGCGAUGCGCCCCACUUCUCUUUCUACAUGCCUGCACGUCUCAUCCUGAGACACACACUCUGAGCGCUAUCUGACUUCAUUUUUUUUGUUCUGAAAAAAUCUGAUAAGUGCAUAUUUUAUAAAAAUUCUUUUGUAUGCACAUUUUCUGUAUUUUCUUUUGUCUUGUUUGUUUGUUUAAUGUCAUUUUAGUUGCAGCUAUGUGCACAAACCAGAGAGCUGUGGCUUCACAACACCA